GUCAAAAGUAAUUUUGUCAGUCAGCUGCAAAAAAAAAAACUAAAAAAUUAGUCGUGUAUUUUGUGCGUUUCGUGGACUAUCGUGUGAAUAUUUUUGAAAAUAAUGAUCGUAAAAACCUAUAGUCGUGAAAGAAUCUCGUAAAUAUAGUGUUUUAUGUUCCCAGUGUUGCACAAAUAAAGAUUAUUAAGUGGAGCACGUCAGUGUGAGGCAAAAUGUUUUGAAAAUGAAGUGCUAUCUUUUUGUGGAACACACUUUAUUCAAAGACGCAUCAGUUUCUAAGAGAUAAAUCUAAAUCGUAUGGUAGACGAUGGAUGAUGAAGAAGCCGACUUGCGUGAGCAAAUAUUCCACAACAAUGUUCGGGAACAGAUUAUCUUCCUACUACUAUUUAUCUUACUGUAUCUCCUGUCGUUUAUGUUAAUUGAGAAGUUUCGCCGGCGCGAUGGCGAAGAUUACUUCACUUCAGACGAAGAUGAAGUCAAAGUAUAUCGGAUCAGCCUCUGGCUCUGCACAUUCGCCCUGGCGGUCUCUUUGGGUUCGGCACUCUUGCUGCCAGUGUCAAUAGUCAGUAACGAAGUGCUGAUUUUGUACCCAAACAGCUAUUAUGUGAAAUGGCUCAACAGUUCCUUGAUACAAGGGCUGUGGAACCACGUGUUCCUGUUCUCAAACUUGUCUAUGUUCGUGUUCCUGCCUUUCGCCUACUUGUUCUCGGAGUCGUCGGGCUUCCCCGGCUGCCGGGGUCUGCGAGGCCGCGUAUACGAGACCUUUGUGGUGCUCGCGUUGCUCGGGAUAGGCAUGCUCGGCUUGGCCUACGUCAUCUCCGCCUGGCUGGAAGGCGACCGAUCCAGUAUUGAUGCUUUGCUUAAUCUAUGGACAUACCUGCCUUUCCUGUAUUCAUGCGUGUCCUUUGUGGGAGUCCUCAUGUUGUUAGUAUUUACGCCGCUGGGUUUCGUGCGGCUUUUCGGCGUUGUGGGCGGCGUGCUGGUCAAGCCCCAGUUCCUCAGGGAUCUCAAUGAGGAGUACUACAUGUACUCCUUCGAGGAAGAGACCAUCAGGCGGCGGAUCAACAACGCUGUGUCUACCGGUGAGUUUUUAAACUGCACUAUGAAAGAAAGUUUACAGUUUUAAACGGUUGAAAGUUUU
Molecule: messenger RNA, 1141 nt
Organism: Ostrinia furnacalis (Asian corn borer)
Lineage: Eukaryota; Metazoa; Arthropoda; Insecta; Lepidoptera; Crambidae
Product: protein Lilipod-like
Exons: 5
Coding region: 308-1126 (272 amino acids)
Biological process (GO): signal transduction
Cellular component (GO): plasma membrane
Molecular function (GO): transmembrane signaling receptor activity
Source: RefSeq, a predicted model, not a curated record